AUGAAGAAGCGGUAUGGAAACUUGGAGAAGUUCACCAUCUUUGUGGCGCUUUUUAUUGUGUGCCUAGCUCCGUUUUUGAUCCGACGUGUCUACGACGGAGGCCGUAACAUCCAUGGGCUUCAGUAUAACCGUACACUCAACCAUAGUGCUGAAGACGACUGGCAGCUCAACAAGAACCUCGGAACCAAGUUCGGCAAGGACUUUCCCUCCCACAAAAAGAAAGGUGACAAGGGGAAUCAGCCAGAUCUUAGCAACUCCGGCGAUGAACACAGGAACGAGGGUGUUGGAGGCCACAAGGCAGGCGAGUCAGUCACGGCCGCAAUGACCACAAUACCACCGAACAAGGCACCAGAAGGCGGUACCCAUGGCACCACAACGAGAAAAACGGAACCGUCCAGUACCAAAAAGUACCUCGAAACGACCGUUAAGCCUAAAGACCCAGACAACAAGGGAACCCGCAAGGCUUCCGUGGACGUCGAAGUCAAGAAGGUCGAGUUGGUGGUUAUAUACGAAUCUCUAUGCCCGUAUAGCAGACGCCUCGUUUACAGCCAGUUGCGGCCGACCUACACCCAGCUUGCGCCCUACAUCAAUUUAACCCUGUUACCGUUCGGCAAGGCCCACGUCAGGACAGAACGUGAUGGUGCCGGCCGCAACAUAACCAAGAUCUCCUGCCAACACGGCGAAAGCGAGUGCGUGGGCAACAAGAUUGAGACGUGCGUCCUGAGGGUGGUCAAGCAAACUGUGACUGCCGUUCAGAUUGUCGCUUGCAUGUCCGAAAACUCGUCUCCACACACAGCCGGCGAGAAGUGUGCUACGGCCUUCGGCGUCAAAUGGAGCUUAAUCGACACCUGCUUUAAGGAACACGGCGAGGAGUACCAACUUCAAGUCGCCGCAAUGACCUGGAAGUACAAGAGUGAAGUGACGCGGGUUCCAAUCGUCGUGAUGAACGGCAAACAGGGUAACUACGUCAACUAUCACGCGCAGAACGACAUGAUAGUUAUUGUGUGCAAUGAGAUAAAAGCUCUGGGUAACGAGGAGCCAAAGGUUUGCCACCAUGAACGGAGUCAACGCCGACGGCGCAAACGCUAA
This is a messenger RNA of Ixodes scapularis (black-legged tick), 1089 nucleotides long. RefSeq names its product gamma-interferon-inducible lysosomal thiol reductase-like. The transcript has 2 exons. Gene Ontology annotation, molecular function: oxidoreductase activity, acting on a sulfur group of donors, disulfide as acceptor. NCBI's taxonomy places the organism in Eukaryota, Metazoa, Arthropoda, Arachnida, Ixodida, Ixodidae. The record is from RefSeq and is a predicted model, not a curated record. The coding region runs from base 1 to 1089 and encodes 362 amino acids.